AUGCCCGAUGCUGCCACACAGACUGACGCCUGGGACUGGCAAGUCGCCCAAGUCCCGCGCAGCGUUCUCGUGCCAACCGCCCGUUCAGACUCGAACGAGGUUGAUGAGGAGGUGUCGAGCGGUAGAGCUACCGAACCGGUCGCAAGGCGAAGUGGACCCGCUUCUCUCCUGAGCCUCCCGGACGAGCUGCUCGAGCAGAUCUACCAAGAGCUGUACCGCCAGCUGAGCAUCGACAGGAAGUCAUUGUCAUAUAGACGCCAGCGAUUGAUGCCGUCCACCAGCUCUCUUCUUGUCUCCAAACGCAUCUACGACAUCGGACGAGCCAUCUGGUUUUCCGAUUGGUCUGACGUGGACGGACGGACGCGAGCGAUGCUCCUCAUGCACAUUGACAACUACGCGCCCUACGUCAAGUCCUGGUCAAGCUUUGUUUCGGACGCCGGCCUCGACUUCGUCCUCCUCCGACGCUUUGUCAACCUCACCUCCCUCGACCUGACGUUUGAGGACUACGUCAGCUUGUCCAUCAUCUCCAAUCUCCUACCUCGAUUCGGACACCUUGUCUCUCUCCGCAUCGCCUCCGUCGUUCCAGACGACGGGUACGGCCGCAUGCGCCUUGCCGACUAUUCCCUCUUCAAGUACGCGAUCUCUCCCUCUUCGUCCUUUAUGAGGAUGUUGCUCCUGUUCCCUGGCGCUCAGAACCUGGUCAAGCCGCUCAAAACGCUCCUCGAGCAGGAUCCUCACCUCGUCUUUCCGCUCAUCGACUUGAGCAUCCGCUUUCACGAGGUCAGGCGCAACUACAACGCGGGUCGGACUGGAGAGAUCCUCUGCGAGGACUUGAGCAAGGUUGUGGCCAUGGUGUCCUGCUUCCCGGACGCGGUCCGUCUCGUGCUUAGCCAGUCCCGCAGCGUCGACUACGAGUACGACGACUACCCGCUCGACAAGCAAGAUGACCGAGUCGCCCUGCUUCUCCAAGACCUGCGCACGACGCAGAUCGUGCGCCUGAGCGUGUCCAACCCUGACGGCAUUACCCAGUGGUGGAGGACGUCGAGUCAGGAGGAUUUCGUCGUCCAGGAGAAAUAA
Rhodotorula toruloides NP11 is the source of this 1077-nucleotide messenger RNA. RefSeq lists its product as uncharacterized. The record is from RefSeq and is a predicted model, not a curated record. The transcript is spliced from 6 exons. NCBI's taxonomy places the organism in Eukaryota, Fungi, Basidiomycota, Microbotryomycetes, Sporidiobolales, Sporidiobolaceae. The coding region runs from base 1 to 1077 and encodes 358 amino acids.